CCGAUCGGUCAACAAUCCAAAGGGCAAUCUGAAAGACAAACGUGAUUAAACAGGCUCUGGGUCCAAACCUUAAUAUCAGUCCAAACAGGCAAACAAUCCAACAAGGGUAAUCCGUAAGUUUGUGAGUCAGAAAACAAAGCAGGAUCAUACACAUAUAAACAGGCAGAAUAAUCAAAGGAAACCGCUCAGUAAAGUAGGUGAACUGGCAAUACUUCACAAUGAGAGAGCACAUGGUCACUGUUUAAAUAGUUCCAAACAGGAAGUGAAUGUAGAAGCAGCAGAGGGAGCGAGGAGAUCAGUAUUCGGGUGAGGGCUCCCUCUGCUGGCUUGGCAUUACAGAAUGCUGAGGACUUUGUUUUGUUGGCUUUGGUCCAGCCCUUUUAGGUUUGGUUACAACGCGUUCUCCUCCCACUGACAGGCAGCAGAGAUGAUUGAACUCACCUGGACCACAGGAAAUUUAAGAGGCAAGCGCAGAGCUUAAUGUGAGUGCUGAGAGAGCUAAUGUGACUGGACUGUGCGCUUAAGGGAAGAGGGGAACGCUUUGGGUUGCUCAAGACCGUUAGGGUUUGUCCGGCAAUGAAGAUAGCUAGACAGCGCUGGUGCGUGGGGUUUAGGUAGAUCAUUGGGGGGAGAAGGAGUGCUGGCCACACGCUCUAUGAGUGUUUGGACAUCUAUGAUAAGUGUGCUCUUUGACAGUGAUGAACUGUUCGAUGGUGAAGUGUUUAAAUGGACUGAACUGAGUAAAGAGGACUCAUCAGCACCUCCCCCUUUUUUUUUGGCUCACCGACAGUGAAGACAAGCACGGGCCUCCUGAGUUGAUGCGGACUCAGUACGGCUGAUCUCUUUCCCGAGACCCCAGGGUGGCGUCUUGUUUCAUGGAGACAGGGAAGUGUUUGCAUUUGAAUUCAUUUCAAUGUUGUACAUGUGUGGGUAUGAGUGUGUAUGUCUUUGUAAAUGAGUGUUUGCUUUGAAAGUUUAUAUGAACAUGAUUUUGUAUUUUCUGAGCUAGGGGGAAACUGAGUUGAUCUUGAAAUGAUUUGUGUGAACAUGAUUUUUUAGAUGACGCUGUUUGCCCUAGUGAAGGCCUACGGGUUAAUGUUUGAUGAACUAAUUCAAAUGUCCUUUAUAUGUAGUUCUCUUUUUCUGAAUAGCAUAGUCAAUAAAGUAAGCAAAGUUCUUUGGUGUUGAUACACCUUUUGUCCUCCAUAAAUGUCUGUUUGAACCUCUCUAGUAAAAUUGGAUAUAAAAUAUAACAAACUGAUAAUGUGUUGGAAAAAUAAACAAAGGCAGAGACUUUGAGACAAAAGAACAGAGAGAUAUCAAAGGUCUGUCUUACCGUGCUCCUUAAAGCCUGAAUGACAAAUAAUGAGAUCAGGGCAGACACACAUGCAGUCUAAACCACAUCAUGGUAAACAAUGAUUUAACUUCCCCUUUCUGAGUGAGUCCCUUGGUUUUGUGGCCAAAAAACAAAAAAAAAAAAAACUUUGAAAAACACUUUGAAGAACUUACUUUACAUGUAUGGAUGAAUAGAUGAAUACACAGACAGCAGGCCAGAGAGAAAGAGACUGACAGGUAUUUAGGUAAGAUGAUGUAAAGGUCUGUUCCAACACACAUAUAUAAAAAUAACAUUUCCAUCAGUGUACCAACAACUGACUUUAAUCCAAAUCUCUCAUGCCAUAAAAGCUUAAUCCAGAAGGAAGUCUUUCUGGGAAAAACAUGAGGCGUGUUUGUGUUUAAGCCCCGCCUCCAGAUACUGAAGUCUGAUGACAUUUGAGGCUUCAGAUUCGUCCCAAACACCUGAGAGCAUCGUUCACCUGUGGACAGAACUAAAACAGCUGAGGACAACAACACUUUAACUACAUGUCAUAUACUUUGUGGGAACACCUCAUUUUCAGAUCUGUACAGCCAUUUUCUUCACACACAAGCUAUCUUAAAACAGAACAGACAUGGUCACGCCAUCUACAGAGAAAUCAAAUGCACCAGUCUGCAGGUUAAGACAAUGUGUAUUACUACUGGCUUGUUUUCUUUGGACAUCAUAUUGUUUGGCUCUAUGGGCAAUGAAUGGUGGGAUCCACAUAAAACAAUUCCAGCCCCCCAGACCGAAACCAGUUCCUCGAAAUAAAAAUUCAUCCACAAUAUCCGCAUCUGACAUGGGAAUCAGUGAUGAGGAGUGGGAAAGACUACAGAAGGUUAUUGAGUGGCCUGGUCCAGAUCAAGAAAUCACUCAUCUGAAUCAGAGCACAAGUCCAGUCCACUCGUCUUUCUCUGUUGUGGGACUCAAAGAGAGUUACAAAGUGGGAGAAAAGAUCUCUGUUACUAUCACAGCCAGAGACCACAACAAGAACCUGAAACGAUAUGGAGGAGAUUUUUUCAAAGCAAAACUUUUCAAUUCAGAGCUAAAGGCGAGUGUGUAUGGGGAGGUUGUGGAUCAUCGUAAUGGGACUUACUCUGUUAAUUUCCUUCUGCCCUGGGAAGGUCAGGCACAAGUUUUUGUACGUCUUGAGCACUCCAGUGAGGUUGUGCAGAUUCUUAAAAAAUACAGGGACUCUUCAUUCCCACGCACCCACUAUCAAGGCUACUUUGAAUCAGGACCCAGUAAAACCAGGAUCCGUGAAGUAGUAGAAUGUAAUCUUAAGUGGGGUGCAGAUGGAAGUUGGAGGAAAGGCAACUGCUGCUGUGAGUAUAAGGAUAUAAGAACAGGGACGGUGUGGCAGUGUGAGAGACCAAAGACACUUUCUUGUGACAAACUGGUUCAUCACUCAUAUGGACGUUUGGAAAACCCAUUAAAUCCUUUUGAGCAGCAGCUUUUUGCAGCGUGGGUGGAAAUUAACAAAUGUUGCUAUCAGUGGAGACAAAAAAAUCCUAAAUGUCCUUUCCAGCACUGCAGCCAAUGGUAUGUUUACCAUCUCGUUUCCUGUUUGGAAAGAAGCUUAAAUUCAGAAAAUGGAGAACUACAGAAAAUGGAAUUAGGCUUUAGAUCUCUUUUUAUAUUUAUUGUUUACAAAUGGGUUCAUGGCAUGGAUAUUUGAUUUGCUAACAUUAUUUCAAUUUUUGCUUUCUGAUAUCUGUGCAAAGACUUGAACAAGCUGAUUAAACCCAAUGCAUCAAAGUGAACAUUCUUGCACUCCAUCUGUCCUAACGACAGACUCAAGCAUGGUGAUGUCUUGCUCUGGAGGUGGUGUUUAUGCAAACGACUUCUGCUAGGAGACAUCACCUUGCCCCAUUGAAUCCAAAAUGAGACAUUUUUGGAGCUUGAUUAAAUAAAUGCUUUGUU
Molecule: messenger RNA, 3274 nt
Organism: Labeo rohita (rohu)
Lineage: Eukaryota; Metazoa; Chordata; Actinopteri; Cypriniformes; Cyprinidae
Product: NXPE family member 4
Exons: 6
Coding region: 1947-3029 (360 amino acids)
Source: RefSeq, a predicted model, not a curated record